AUGGAUUUAUUAAUUCUGUGUUGUUUUGGUGGUGUUCCUUUUAUUCAAUUUCCCUCCUCUACUUCUUCAAAACAACCUUUAGACAGAAUUAGGCAUCAAUGGGACCCCACAGAUUGGGUUGCUGUUGAUGUUACUGGUUUGGAUAGAAAUUAUUUUUUCAAAAAAAUUUUCCUUUUAAAAGAUUCCCUUUUAUUUACAACAAACAACUCCUCCUCUUCCUCCUCUUCUUCAUUAAAUCCUUUAUUGAAAAACAUAUUGCCUUCGGAUAUAUCAACAAUUAAUUUAGAACAAUGUGACCUUUGGAAUUUAACAUUUGCUUCUAAUGCAGAUAAACAUUUAUUUAGAAAAAGUCAUGGAAAACUUAAAUGCAGGUGUCCAUUCGACUAUGUUGGAAUAGCCUGUCAACAACAAAAAACAAAAGAGAAAACAACCAAAACAUUAAAUAAAACAACAAACAAAACUUCAAACAAAACAUUCCCCUCUUCCUCUUCCCCUUCAUUUCCUCCUUCUUCACUUUUAACCAACUUAACCACCACCAACCAAACAUUCAAAACAUUCAAAACAAUGGCUUUAAUUGGGGGAACAACACAAUCAACAUUUUCUGGAAAUUCUUUUAUUUGGUUUUUACUUGUUUUUAUGGUUUUAGCUUUAAUUAUGGUUUCUUUAUUUAUGAUGUUCAGGGGUUGUUGUUUUUGUGAUUGUUUUGGUGGAAUUCCAAAUAAUAGGCGUUAUGAUCAGCCAUUAACUCCACAGACAAUAAAUCGUUGCAUGGAAGCUAUUAAAGAACAUGAAAGGGAGGAAAAGGCUAAAUAUUCUGCAAGUGGAGAAUGGUCAAUAGCCCCACCACCAACAUCACAACAACCAACUUGUAUGGUUAUAGAUUCACGUCGACCAUUAUUACCACAACAAACAAAUUCAAUUUCAUCAAUUACUGAAACUAUCCCCCCUCCAAAUAUUCGUGCCUGUUCUCCUCCUCCAUCUUAUCGUUCUUCUAAUGGAAGUAUUGACAAAAUUAAUAAAUAG
Molecule: messenger RNA, 1023 nt
Organism: Meloidogyne enterolobii
Lineage: Eukaryota; Metazoa; Nematoda; Chromadorea; Rhabditida; Meloidogynidae
Source: the annotation of a GenBank genome assembly